UCGAGCUGUGGUCACAUAAGCCUUGUGUCAAGGGGGCAAAACCAGCUACGCUUUGAAGAUGUUUCUAUCUUCUGCAUUUCGAUCUGCUGUUUCCCUAACGGCUAGGCAGGUCAGGAGCGUUCACCGGUCUGCCGCCAGAGCUGGAGCUGGGGGCAUCUUCGUGCACAGGGAUACCCCUGAAAACAACCCAGACACUCCCUUUGAGUUCACAGCGGAGAACCUGAAGAGGAUUGAUGCUAUCAUUAGUAUGUACCCAGAGGGCCACAAACAGGCCGCCACCAUCCCUGUGUUGGACCUGGCUCAGAGACAGCAUGGAUGGCUCCCCAUCUCAGCCAUGAACAAGGUGGCCGAGGUGCUUGAGGUCCCUCCGAUGAGGAUCUAUGAGGUAGCGACGUUCUACACCAUGUUCCUGAGGCAGCCGGUGGGCAAGUACCACAUCCAGAUCUGCACUACAACUCCCUGCAUGCUUUGCGACUCCGACAGCAUCCUGGAGGCCCUCCAGAACAAACUGGGCAUCAAGGUAGGAGGGAUGACGUCAGACAAGAUGUUCUCUCUAAUAGAGGUGGAGUGUCUCGGUGCCUGUGUUAACGCUCCCAUGGUCCAGAUCAACGACAACUACUACGAAGACCUGAGUCCAAAAGACAUCGAUCAGAUCAUUGAUGAGCUGAAAGCUGGGAACGUCCCUCCGCCUGGGCCCAGGAACGGGCGUUUCUCCUGCGAGCCAGCAGGAGGACUGACGAGUCUGUCUGAGCCUCCCCCUGGACCUGGUUUCGGUGUCAGAGCUGAUCUAUAGAGACCUACAGUGUAUUUCAACAACUCCCUAGCCCCUAUAUAGUGCACUACCGAAGACCAUAGGGCUCCAGUUAAAAGUAGUGUAUCGGAUAAAAAAAAAAUAUAUAUAUAUACAUACACACACACACACACACACUGUAUAAGAACCGUUCUGUUCAGGGGAACACCUAACUUCAGUGGAAAUAAUAAUAAUAAUAAUAUUGUGAAUAAAAUGUCAAUGUGCUCAUGGGCGUCA
Messenger RNA from Oncorhynchus masou masou (cherry salmon), 1027 nucleotides. Its product is annotated as NADH dehydrogenase [ubiquinone] flavoprotein 2, mitochondrial-like. NCBI's taxonomy places the organism in Eukaryota, Metazoa, Chordata, Actinopteri, Salmoniformes, Salmonidae. The transcript has 8 exons. Gene Ontology annotation, biological process: mitochondrial electron transport, NADH to ubiquinone. The record is from RefSeq and is a predicted model, not a curated record. Gene Ontology annotation, molecular function: NADH dehydrogenase activity. Bases 59 to 793 code for a protein of 244 amino acids.